GAGCAGGACUCUCUCCGCGGAGAGAGGGUAGAAUGGGACUCCGGAGAGCAGGUAGCGAGUCCUGCGGAAAAGGCAAUAAAACCCAGCAGUUGAGAAUGAGCGACGGCUGCUGCGCUCCUUGCUCAAUGAAUUUUUCGCAAUGGCAGCCUGCCGCAGGAUCGAAGGAUUCUGCGGGCGAGAGCGAGAGAGGGCGAGCGGGAGAGCGUUAGAAGCAACCCUCAGCCGAGGUUUCGACCAAUGAACGCGGCCUUCCGCUACCUAAGGGUGAUCGCCUGCUCGAUGAAUGGAUUUCGGCCGGGAGGACUAUUAAAACGCCGCCGGUCCUCAGAGCAGACAACACAACCCAUCGUGAUCUCAGCGAGUCCACUUCGGAGUAACCAAGGAUAUAUCGAAUAUAUCACAAACGCCGCAGUCGAAACCACAACCGAAACCCGUACAAAACCAGAGACAUUCGUGCUUAGUGCCAAGUGCCAAGUGAAACCAAAUUUGUGCAAGCCCCAAAGUUUUCAAAAAUCGCCAAGAUUACGCCCCACAUCGGUAUGCAGUCUUCGGAGGGUUCGCCAGAUAUGAUGGAUCAGAAGUACAACAGCGUGCGCCUCUCGCCAGCGGCAUCAAGCCGCAUCUUGUACCACGUGCCCUGCAAGGUCUGCAGAGACCACAGCUCCGGCAAACACUACGGCAUCUACGCCUGCGACGGCUGCGCCGGAUUCUUCAAGCGGAGCAUCCGCCGCUCCCGGCAGUACGUGUGCAAGUCCCAGAAGCAGGGCCUCUGCGUGGUGGACAAGACCCACAGGAACCAGUGCCGCGCCUGCAGGCUGAGGAAGUGCUUCGAGGUGGGCAUGAACAAGGACGCAGUGCAGCACGAGCGGGGCCCCAGGAACUCCACCCUGCGGCGCCACAUGGCCAUGUACAAGGACGCCAUGAUGGGAGCCGGCGAGAUGCCGCAGAUUCCCGCCGAGAUCCUGAUGAACACGGCUGCCCUGACAGGCUUUCCCGGAGUGCCGAUGCCCAUGCCUGGCCUUCCGCAGCGACCCCAUCAUCCUGGCCACCUGGCCGGCUUCCAGCCUCCGCCUUCAGCCGCCGCCGUGCUGGAUCUGUCCGUUCCGAGGGUGCCGCACCACCCGGUGCACCAGGGCCACCACGGCUUCUUCUCGCCCACCGCCGCCUACAUGAACGCCCUGGCCACCCGCGCCCUGCCCCCCACUCCCCCGCUGAUGGCCGCCGAGCACAUCAAGGAGACCGCCGCGGAGCACCUGUUCAAAAACGUGAACUGGAUCAAGAGCGUGCGCGCCUUCACCGAGCUGCCGAUGCCCGACCAGCUGCUGCUGCUGGAGGAGUCCUGGAAGGAGUUCUUCAUCCUGGCCAUGGCCCAGUACCUCAUGCCCAUGAACUUCGCCCAGCUGCUGUUCGUGUACGAGUCGGAGAACGCCAACCGCGAGAUCAUGGGCAUGGUGACCCGCGAGGUGCACGCCUUCCAGGACGUGCUCAACCAGCUGUGCCACCUGAACAUCGACAGCACCGAGUACGAGUGCCUGCGGGCCAUCUCGCUCUUCCGCAAGUCCCCGCCGGCGGCCAGCUCCACGGAGGACCUGGCCAACAGCUCCAUCCUCACGGGCAGCGGCAGCCCCAACUCCUCGGCCUCGGCGGAGUCGAAGGGCCUGCUGGAGUCCGGAAAGGUGGCGGCCAUGCACAACGACGCCCGGAGUGCGCUGCACAACUAUAUCCAGCGGACGCACCCCUCGCAGCCCCUGCGCUUCCAGACGCUCCUGGGCGUGGUGCACCUGAUGCACAAGGUGUCCAGCUUCACCAUCGAGGAGCUCUUCUUCCGCAAGACCAUCGGCGACAUCACCAUCGUGCGGCUCAUCUCGGACAUGUACAGCCAGCGCAAGAUCUGAGCAGCCGUAGGAUAUAGCAUCGCCGCACUCGAAGUGCCUUCCAAGUGCUGGGAACUGUGAUAAUCUCGGAAGAAGCGCCUUGGACAAUACUCAAUCAGUGACCGCUCGCUCAUCUCCAGGAGUCGAGCCCUAAAGAACACGAAUACCUUAUCCGAUCCGAAAGCGAUCCUCGCUAGAGUCUUCUAGACCAUCCAGAUGUGUUUCAACUGCAUUCGCACAAGUUUCAACUUUGCCUGUUACAUUCGUAGCCUAGUUAUAAACGAUUUAGUCAUAAGUGCAUAUCACUAGCUUUAAGAUU
Molecule: messenger RNA, 2193 nt
Organism: Drosophila ficusphila
Lineage: Eukaryota; Metazoa; Arthropoda; Insecta; Diptera; Drosophilidae
Gene: tll
Product: protein tailless
Exons: 2
Coding region: 540-1895 (451 amino acids)
Biological process (GO): positive regulation of transcription by RNA polymerase II; cell differentiation; anatomical structure development
Molecular function (GO): nuclear receptor activity; RNA polymerase II cis-regulatory region sequence-specific DNA binding; zinc ion binding
Source: RefSeq, a predicted model, not a curated record